ACAUACAAGCCGGCCAUAUUAGAGAGAUGGAAAUAAAGCCUCCUUAAUGUUGUCUAUGUCUCUGAAGUACAUCGUGCAUUUUUUUUUAGCAUCGAACCAGCCCUCCCUCCUAGCCCUCAGCCCCUCAGAUCACCCUCUCCCUUACUCCAUCUGAACACCAAGCAUCCCAGUCUCUGAAAAUGCACAGAGAUGCCUGGCUACCUCGCCCAGCCUUCAGCCUCACGGGGCUCAGUCUCUUUUUCUCUUUGGUGCCUCCAGGGCGGAGCAUGGAGGUCAUGGUACCUUCUACCCUUGACGUCCUCAAUGGCUCUGACGCCCGCCUGCCCUGCACCUUCAGCUCCUGCUACACCGUGAACCACAAGCAGUUCUCCUUGAACUGGACCUACCAGGAGUGCAGUAACUGCUCCGAGGAGAUGUUCCUCCAGUUCCGCAUGAAGAUCAUUAACCUGAAGCCAGAGCAGUUUCGAGACCGCGUGGAGUUCUCGGGGAACCCCAGCAAGUACGACGUGUCAGUGACUCUGAAAAACGUGCAGCUGGAGGAUGCUGGCAUCUACAACUGCUACAUCAUGAACCCUCCUGACCGCCACCGGGGCCACGGCAAGAUCAACCUGCGGGUUAUCUUGGAAGAACCCCCGGAGCGGGAUUCCACGGUGGCAGUGAUAGUGGGCGCCUCUGUCGGGGGCUUCCUGGCUGUGGUCAUCUUGGUGCUGAUGGUGGUCAAGUGCGUCAGGAGGAAAAAGGAGCAGAAACUGAGCACGGAUGACCUGAAGACAGAGGAGGAGGGCAAGACGGACGGAGAGGGCAACGCGGAUGACGGCACCAAGUAACAGCUGGCAGCCGGCCUGCCGCCCUGCCCUGCGUCCUGCGUCCCCCACUCUGCCCUGUUCAGUGUGACCCGCCUGUCCUCUCUCGGUGUGCUUCUCUUAAACCAGGAUCCCAGUGCCAGCCGUCCCAGUGCCACUUCGUACCCCCACCCCGUACCAAGAGUGACUCAUCUCUCUUUUCAUCUGAGAAACCUGCCAUGGCCGAUGGGAUGUGUGGGCCCUGGGG
Messenger RNA from Elephantulus edwardii (Cape elephant shrew), 1050 nucleotides. It is a transcript of the gene SCN2B, whose product is annotated as sodium channel, voltage-gated, type II, beta subunit. Gene Ontology annotation, molecular function: sodium channel regulator activity. Lineage: Eukaryota; Metazoa; Chordata; Mammalia; Macroscelidea; Macroscelididae. Gene Ontology annotation, cellular component: membrane; voltage-gated sodium channel complex. The record is from RefSeq and is a predicted model, not a curated record. The coding region runs from base 180 to 827 and encodes 215 amino acids. Gene Ontology annotation, biological process: cardiac muscle cell action potential involved in contraction; membrane depolarization during cardiac muscle cell action potential; regulation of sodium ion transmembrane transporter activity. The transcript is spliced from 4 exons.